Scheffersomyces coipomensis is the source of this 2729-nucleotide messenger RNA. RefSeq names its product Golgi transport complex subunit. Lineage: Eukaryota; Fungi; Ascomycota; Pichiomycetes; Serinales; Debaryomycetaceae. Gene Ontology annotation, cellular component: COG complex. The coding region runs from base 296 to 2707 and encodes 803 amino acids. Gene Ontology annotation, biological process: intra-Golgi vesicle-mediated transport. The transcript has a single exon. The record is from RefSeq and is a predicted model, not a curated record.
GUUGUUUCUGUUUUAUUAUGGUAAUUCUUCUAAUCUUGUUUUAUAUAUGAUACAGAUUAUAUAGGAAUGCAUUAUGAUUUUAUUUGAGUUAAGUUGUAUCAAUGUAGUUUUGCAAUCCCAUAGGAAUAUAUAUUUCUAUGUAUGUGCAAUGGCUAAAAUUUGGCCUUUCAUUUUUUUGGUGAGAUCAAAAUAAGAACAACGCUAUCAACUAUUGAAAUUUAACCAUAAUAGAGAAACAGACCACUGAAGUGGAAUAUAAUAAUUCCCAUAGCUAAGAAGAAUUCAAUUGGAAAAUAUGGAGUUCUUAGAUUUCGACUCUUUCAAUAGUAAUGUCGAUAAGGAUGAUCAAAAUCUUCCUCAACCACAACCAGCGUUGUCUUUACCUAUCACAUCAAAUAUUGAAAAUUUAGGUAAAAGAAUAACUAGCUUUAGUUUAGCUAGGAAUUUGUUAAAGUUUGAUGAACCUAGUUCUACCAAUACUGUCAAUUCAGAAUUUCAAGAGGCUACAAAGGAAAAUGAUUUAGCUGAAAAGUAUGCUAAAGUGUCCAUGACUUUAUUAAAGAGUGAUGAAACCCAUGAUAAUGAACACGCCUACAAUAGUGAUGAUGAAAGAAGCGCAGGACUACACAAUGCUAAUUCUUCUGAAGUUCAAACAAGAGCUACUUUGUCUACUAGGUUAUCAAGGGUGUUAAAUAAUUCUUUAAGUGAUUCUUUGAUUCGUGAAAUCUUCUGGAAUUUAGAAGAUAAAUUUGGUACUGGAGAUCAAACAUUAGAAGAAUUAAUUGAACCAGGAUUUCAAGGCUCUAUUUCAAGAAAAAAGUUACGUGGUAAGAUCGAAGCUGAGUUGAUUAAAACUCAAGGACUCGUGCUAAAAGAAUAUCAACCAAUAAUAAAACAACUCAGACUGGUUGAAGAUAAACUCAUCAAAUUGAAUGAAUUAAAUCUAUCCACCAAUGAGAAAAUCAAUAAGAAUUAUAAAUUCUCUAAUGAAUUCAAUAAGCAAGUAGCGGAAUUGAACGAAUCAAAAAAGCUCAUAAGUUUAAAGAAGAACUUGUUGGUAGCAUUUAAGGAUCAAUUUACUCUUAACGAGUAUGAAGAGUAUGUUUUAAGUACAGGAGAUAUAAAUGACGAAUUCUUCAAUGUUUUGAAGAAAGCUGAAGCUAUAAAUGAAAAAUGUUCCAUAUUAUUGUCAAUUGAUAAUCCUCAAUUGGGAUUAAAGAUCAUGUCCAAAAGUAAUCAAAUUAUAAAUAAGUCAUUGGAAAGAAUAAUCACUUUCUCAAAUAGAACUUUAAACAACUUGUAUGCUUUAAAUUCUAGAUCUAAAUUGAUUAUAUUACAACAAUGUUUGAGAUAUCUCAGAAAUAAAUUAAAUUACUUUUCAUCCAUUAUUAGUACAUUCACAGAUCAAAGGUCGAAGUUAUUAAUAGAUGAAUUUUUAAAUCAAGUUCAAGGAAACUUGGAUCAAAAUGGUCUGGUAGGUUCGUCCGGUAAGAGCCAAAGAUCUUUAUCCAUCUCAAGUGACCAUUCAUCUUCCAGACCAGUUUUCAUAUCAGCGCAUGAUCCAAUAAGAUAUAUUGGGGAUUUAUUGGCUUACAUCCAUUCUGUUGUGGUGAACGAAUCAGAAACUAUUACAAGUAUUUUCACAUUGGAGACCCCAGAAAAUGAAAAUGAUGUCAAAGAAUUCAAGAUAAUUAUUGAUGAUGUGAUAAAUAAGAUUCUUAAAGCAUUGUCUAAGCCUGUCAAAACAAGAAUAGAUCAAAUCAUUUCAUCCCAAACCAAACUUGCAACACUCUACUCAAUUCAUAACUUACUUGAAUUAUAUUCAAUCAUGUUUUCUAAACAGCUUCCUGCUAAUAGUGAGCUUUUAUUAACUGUUAAACAAUUGGUUGAGUCAACUCAAGAUAGAACUAAAUCCGUAAUAUCUAAUAGAUUAGCCACAAUCAGAAAUAGUAAUCUGGCAAGGUUAGAUGUCAAUCUUGACUUGCAACCUCCUGAAUGGAUAGUGGAAUAUUAUGCUGAUAUAUUACCUAUCAUUGAUCAAAUGCCAGGAGAAACCAUCUUUGAUUUACCAAAGCAAAGCCAUGAUGAAUUCCUAAAAUUAAUCGUUAACGAUCCAAUAGAUAUUUUCAAAGAGCAUAUAGUUGACAAUAAGUUGAUUGAAGAUAAGAGAGAUGUCCUCAUUAUUAAAUUAAAUUUCCUUGAUUUGACAUUGUCAAAGAUAAUGCCCAUAACUAUAUUAAGUGAUAAAACCAUAGAAAUUAACGAAUUAAUAAAUGAGUUGGUGAAUGAGUUAACACAGGUGCAAUUGAAUGUAUUAUUGAAAAAUUGUGAAGUUUAUGAUUUAUACAAUGUUGUCCAAAUGAUAUGUCCAUUAAGUGAUGAAUUUUUUGAGGUUUCUAUAUAUGAACCUAUCAAGGAGAAUAAAUUAUACACCAAAGAGGAAAUGAUUAAAUUGAAUGAAGUCAUACAAAAUUAUAUUCCAAAUGCAUUGAUUGAAAUCCAACAAUCGUUAAUGAAAUUAAAUUCCCCUAUGAUUGUCAGUGAUAUUAUAACUAAUUCGGCAUUGACUUUCAUUAAUUUCUAUGAAAAGUUCAACUUAAUCAACAUAGAAUACUUAAACGAGGCCUUUUCGUGGAAUACCAUUGAAUUGGCUACGUUGCUAGGUGUUGAAGAAGCAUAUAUAGAAAGUACAAGAUUAUAUUCAUGAAACUAUAUAUAAGAAGAAUAAA